Messenger RNA from Phalaenopsis equestris, 456 nucleotides. Its product is annotated as probable serine incorporator. The transcript has 2 exons. The annotation marks the transcript as partial. Lineage: Eukaryota; Viridiplantae; Streptophyta; Magnoliopsida; Asparagales; Orchidaceae. The record is from RefSeq and is a predicted model, not a curated record. Gene Ontology annotation, cellular component: membrane.
CAUGCUGUAACUUUCUCUAAAACACAGGUGAAUGGCAGCCUCUUGCCUGCUUCUGUCAUCUCCGUGUAUUGCGUUUAUCUAUGCUACAGCGCUCUCUCAAGCGAGCCCCGAGACUACGAAUGCAACGGUCUCAACAACCACUCAGAACCCGUUUCGACAGCUACCCUUGUUUUGGGAAUGCUAACAACCGUCCUCUCAGUUGUUUACUCUGCUGUCAGGGCCGGUUCCUCAACAACAUUUCUCUCCCCCCCAUCCUCCCCAAAAUCCGGUUCAUCCAAGCCGCUGUUGGAAGGAGAAAUCGAAUCAGGGAAGAAUGAGGCAAAGCCUGUUACCUACUCUUAUUUCUUCUUCCAUCUUAUAUUUGCGCUGGCCAGUAUGUAUUCUGCCAUGCUUCUUACUGGAUGGAGUGGCUCAAAAACUGGCAGCUCGGAGCAGAUGAACGUUGGAUGGACUUCG